CUGUCUUCAACAAUACUAUAAAAGGGCCUGUAUCCUUCCCGUAUUGCCAUCAAUUCACUGCAUUCUAUCCUCGCAUAGCCUCUUUAUUCCAGUCGCUUUCGUGAGCAAGCAAUCUAUUUUCCUUACCCCAGAGUCUACGGGUGUAAUAUCUUUUUUAAUUCUUGCUUACUACAUUCCCGUUCCAGCAUCACUAGCUCUGUGACCUUGGAACAGUUUGUCUACAUCGCACGCUACUACAGAACUUACAGCUGCAAUUACCAAUUCAAUUCUUAGUGCAACAACACAGGAACCCCACACUUUGCUAGGACUCUUUGUGUUUGUUUCUCAUACUCGACUUACGUAUUAGUCCAGAUUCCGAAGACUAUCCAGCCGUUUCCGCUAUUACAGUCAUCGGAUCCCUUCUCCACCUUUGACGUCAAACCCCUCAAUUCGUCGCGGCUUCCGAAAGAUUUCCAGUAUCGGCAAGUGACGACUUCAGCGACUUGCUAAUUCGACGAGGUUUACACACUUCGUUCAUUCAAUUCCCGGCUAGUCUAGCGAACAACUUUUGUUGAUCUGAUUCCCGGUUUAUUUAAGCAGUUGCAAUCCGCUCUUUAAAGAACCUCAACAGCAACAUACCUAUCUUUUUGUUUACAAAGCACCCAUUGCUUAUUCCGAGAAGUACCUCUCUUUCCCGUGCACAACUAACACGAACAUGUUGAAAGGACUUUUUGUGUGGACGUUGUAUUUAGCGUCAAACCUUUUGAGCGCUUCCGCAUUUCCCGCCGAUGGCGCUGGUAGUAUCGCUCACGUGCUAAAGAAGCGCGACAGCAGCAGCAAGGACUCGAAGAAGAAGCCUAGCUAUGCUCCUUAUUACACCGAUUGUCCUUCGGAUAACAUUGUGGAGUCUGUCAGCAGCGGCAGCAUCCCUGCAGCUGAGCGCUCGUACCUCAGCACUCACAAAUCUGUGGCCGACCCAGCUAUGAAGCAAUACUUCAUAAACGCUGGUCUGCCUGGCAUCAAUGCUGAUGAUCUUGUCGGCAGCAAGGGUCCUGUGGUCGGUAUCGCCAUUUCUGGCGGCGGUUUCCGUUCCAUGUUGACUGGUGCCGGUGCUUUGAGCGCCAUGGAUUCUCGUCACAAUAACCACACCGUUUUGACCGGUCUGCUCCAAGCCGCUUCCUAUGUUACAGGUGUCGACGGCGGUGCUUGGCUGUUGGGCUCAAUGGCUGUCAACAACUUCAGUACUGUCAACCACCUCAAGGAAAAAAUCUGGCGUCUGCAACGUGACAUUCUCUUCCCUAAGAGUAUCAUUCUUUACAAUGCCGACUUCUACAAGGAUCUUGUAACAGAGACGGCUGAAAAGAAGGCCGCCGGUUUCGACAUUUCUCUAUCAGAUUACUUUGGUCGUGUUUUGUCACGUCCCUUCGUGGACCCCAAAUGGGGCGCCCCUAAUGUCUCGUUCUCGAGCAUCGAGUCGCAAGAGUGGUACGCUGACGCCGAAUUCCCUUACCCCAUUGUUAUGGCCACAACUAAGAAGCCCGAUACCCAAUUGAACCGUCUGAACGACACAAUUAUCGAGAUCUCACCCAGCGCUUUUGGUACCUUUGACCACGGUGUCCGCGCCUUUGUGCCAACUGAGUACAUUGGUACUACUCUUGACAACGGUAAGAGCGACAACGGCUCUUGUGUCGCCAACUACGACAACUUUGGUCUGAUUAUGGCCAUUGCAUCCACGCAAUUCAACGGCCUUAUGCGCAACUUCAACGACUCUUCUACGAAGAACGGUCGUGUCCUUCAAGAUUACUUGAAGGGCAACUUCACUGAAGCCAACCAGGACAUUGAGCCUAUUCCCAACCCCUUCAAGGGCCUCUCCUCUGCUGCCAAUGCUGAUGGCUUGUCGGACUCUGACAGCUUGUACCUUGCCGAUGCUUCUGAGAGCCAGAACUUGGGUAUCUGGCCCUUGAUCCAAAAGGGCCGUGACGUCGAUGUCAUUAUCGCCGUCGACAACAGUGCCAACACCGAGUACUUGUGGCCCGAUGGAAGCGCAUUGGUUGCUACCUAUGAGCGUGCUCUUGCCGAGAAGGACAAGGAAGACAGCAACGUCAAGGGUUUCCCCUACAUUCCCUCUCAAGAAUCCUUUGUCAACCUCCACUACAACGACCGCCCUGUCUUCUUCGGCUGUGAUGGUCGCAACACGACCUACGGCAACCACACUGUUACUCGUAACACUCCUCCUUUGGUUGUGUACCUGCCCAACGUCCCUUACAUCUACUACACCAACAUCUCCACGGAGCGCCUCUACUACACCGAGGACCAAGAGAAGCAACUUUUGACGAACGGUCUCAUUGGAGCCACUUAUAACAACAACACCUACUUUGGCCAAUGCGUUGCCUGUGCCGUCAUCAAGCGUACUUUGGAGCGCCAAAACAUGACCGCUAGCCCGCAAUGCCAAGAGUGUUAUGCCCGCUUCUGCUGGUCGGGCGUACAGGACAACACCGAGUCCGACACCACUUACCUCUAUGACCCCAAGCUUGCACUUUAAUCAGCUCUCUCGUGGUGAUAAUACCCAACAAAACAAAUUGACAGCAAUAUCAGCCACCUGGUGUCAUUAAUCGAUUCAAAAAUUCGAGGUCAUUGUAAGAGUAAUUCUAUUAUGUAUGUAUCGCAAAUAUAAUAUAUUCAGUUUGGUUACUUA
Messenger RNA from Schizosaccharomyces japonicus yFS275, 2674 nucleotides. Its product is annotated as phospholipase B Plb1. The transcript has a single exon. The record is from RefSeq and is a predicted model, not a curated record. Gene Ontology annotation, molecular function: phosphatidylcholine lysophospholipase A1 activity; hydrolase activity; glycerophospholipase activity. Lineage: Eukaryota; Fungi; Ascomycota; Schizosaccharomycetes; Schizosaccharomycetales; Schizosaccharomycetaceae. Gene Ontology annotation, cellular component: extracellular region; endoplasmic reticulum. The coding region runs from base 695 to 2521 and encodes 608 amino acids. Gene Ontology annotation, biological process: lipid catabolic process; cellular response to osmotic stress; response to osmotic stress.